Molecule: messenger RNA, 624 nt
Organism: Aspergillus brunneoviolaceus CBS 621.78
Lineage: Eukaryota; Fungi; Ascomycota; Eurotiomycetes; Eurotiales; Aspergillaceae
Product: SAP18 family protein
Exons: 2
Coding region: 1-624 (207 amino acids)
Biological process (GO): negative regulation of DNA-templated transcription
Cellular component (GO): nucleus
Molecular function (GO): transcription factor binding; transcription corepressor activity
Source: RefSeq, a predicted model, not a curated record
AUGUCAAUGUCCCGCCAAACCACAACCCCCUUCCACCUCAAACUCUUCUACCGCCAAUCCACCUACCACCCUCUAUCGGACUUCUCCCCGGCCAGCGCCAACCCCGCCGGCCGCAGCGGCGGCCAUCUCCCCGCCCACCACCUCCAAAUCUACACCUGGCCGAGCUGCUCGCUCCGCGAACUCGCCCACCUCCUGACCUCGACCCUGCCCCACCUCCUCCCGGAGGUGCCCAUCGGCACCCGGCUGAGCUUCCGGCUGAUCUACCCGGACACCAAAGGCGCGGCGAUGAAUCUGGGAGAGCACGGAAGGGGACGGUAUCUGGCCAAGGAGAUGGGGAGUGUGGUUGUUGCGCCGAGGGGGUAUGAUGAUGACACUGAUAGCAAUGAGGGGGGGAAGGGGGAGGGAGGUGGACAUGGCUCAAAGGCGAGGGCUGCUGCCGCCGGCGCAUUCAGAAUGAGCGGUGCGGAUGCGGAGAAGACGUUGCAGGAUUUUCGGUUCGUGAUUGGCGAUUAUGUCGAUUGUGCGAUUGUGCCGCCGCUGGAGGAUGGGUCGGUUGCGCCGCCGCCUCCUGUUGGUUCCGGGGGUGGCGGUGGUGGUGGCGAGCAGAUGGAUCCUGCAUCUUAG